AUGAUAGAAUUAAUUGAGAAGUCACCAAAUCCACUGGCCAUCGUGGGGUUGUCAUUCCGCCUUCCCCAGGAGGCGGUGACCCCGGAAGCCUUCUGGGAAAUGAUAAUGGCGCGACGCUGCGCCGUGACAGAAUUUCCCCCAGACCGAUUAAACAUCGACGCCCACUAUUCUCCAGAGACAGACCGGCUGGACAGUUUGUCGAUACGCGGCGGGCAUUUCAUGAAAGAUGAUCUCAGUCGCUUCGAUGCUCCCUUUUUCUCCAUCACCGCUGCUGAGGCAGAGGCCAUGGAGCCCCCACAGCGACUGCUGCUCGAGUCGGCCUUUCAUGCGCUGGAAAAUGCCGGAAUCCCGCUAGAGCGCAUCGCCAAAACAAAGACUGCUGUCUUUGCGGGAUCGUCAGGUCAUGACUGGGCGGUCAUGCAGACUAAAGACCCUCUGUCCAUGCACAAGUAUGGCAUUACCGGGUCGACGGGAAACAUGUUGGCAAAUCGUGUCAGCUGGUUCUUUAACCUCACAGGCCCGAGUGCAACAAUCGACACAGCGUGCUCAAGCAGUUUGAUGGCUGUUGAUUUGGCGUGUCAGUCUAUCUGGAGCGGCCAGGCCACAAUGGGACUGGCUAUGGGUAGCAACGUUUUGUUGGCCGCAGAGACCACAUUGAUGAUGAACAACUUGGGCCUUCUGUCCAAAGACAAUCGAUGCUUCAGUUUUGAUGAAUGUGGAAAUGGGUAUUCCCGUGGUGAAGGUAUCGGUGUUCUAGUCAUCAAGACAUUGGAGGAAGCCGUCCGGGAUGGGGACCCUAUUCGCGCUGUCAUCCGAGCAUCUGCAUCCAACCAGGAUGGAAAGACCCCUGGUAUCACCCAGCCUAGCCCGGAGAUGCAGGCCAAGCUGAUCCGCGAUACAUAUCGUGAAGCGUGUCUCGAUAUGGGCAAGACACGAUAUUUCGAAGCCCACGGCACCGGAACUGCUAUCGGAGACCCCAUUGAAAUGAAGGCCAUUGGCUCUGUUUUCCAGCAGCAUCGUUCGGUCACUGAACCGCUGUAUAUAGGAUCAAUUAAGUCGAAUGUUGGCCAUCUAGAAGGUGCCAGUGGAAUGGCUGGUAUGAUGAAAGUCAUAUUAGCUUUGGAAAGAGGUAUCAUUCCACCGAACAGCGAGAAUCUACGGACUUUGAAUCCGAGAAUUGAUGAUGAAUUCUUGAACCUAAAAUUCCCCCAAGAAGCUCUCUCAUGGCCUACAGAUGGACUACGACGAGCGUCCAUCAGUUCAUUUGGAUACGGAGGGUCAAACACGCACAUUGUCAUAGAUGAUGCGUAUAAUUUCCUUAAUCUGAAUCAGAUGAAAGGAAACCACAACACAGUAUCAUCCCUUUCUACAACCACAAAUGGAGUGCACACAAGUACGAACGGCACCAAUGGAGUGGCCCAGGUUGAGGCUCCUAAACUUCUUGUUUGGUCUGCAGCAGAUGAAGGAGGCAUUUCUCGCAUCCAAGACACAUGGGGUUCAUUCUUGUCCUCAGAAUCCAUCGAAACUAAGAAACCCUUCCUCCACAAUUUAGCACACACUCUGGGCACAAGGCGGACACAUUUACCCUGGAGAACAUUUGCUGUCGCGCGGCCAUCAGACGACUUGACGACCCUAACGAAGCGGUUCAGCACUGCCUGCCAGUCCAGUGAAUCUCCCAACCUUGCUAUGAUUUUCUCUGGUCAAGGAGCCCAGUGGUACGCCAUGGGACGUGAGCUUCUCCACAUGUAUCCUGCAUUCAAAGCGUGGAUUGAAGAAGCAGGAGAAUAUCUUCGCACCUUGGGAUGCGAAUGGGACCCAGUUGACGAGCUCCAAAAGCCCGAGGCUGAGUCAAAUGUUAAUCGAACCGAGUACAGCCAGAUCAUGUGCACAAUUCUGCAGAUUGCUUUGGUGGAUCUCCUGCAUUCUUUCAAUGUGGUCCCCAAAGCGGUGUUAGGUCAUUCAUCUGGAGAAGUCGCAGCCGCGUACUGCUCUGGCGCGAUCUCCAGACGCUCUGCUUGGAAGGUAUCGUAUUAUCGAGGAAAUAUGAGCAGCGGUCUUGAGAAAUCUGCAAAAAUGAAUGGGUCAAUGCUGGCAGUAGCACUGUCCGAGCAAGAGGUUCUGCCGUAUAUAGAAGCAACUGGUUCCGAGUUUGAGGUCCCGCGACUCACUGUUGGAUGUAUUAACAGUCCUAAAAGCGUGACGAUCUCCGGUGAAGGUGUUCAGCUUGAUGCGCUUAAGGUCCGCCUUGAUAAGGACAAAGUUUUUUGUCGCAGACUCAUGGUCAAUCUGGCCUACCAUUCUUCCCAGAUGAAAGAAAUUGCAUCCGAGUACCUAGCAGCCCUUGGUGAAUUGGAAGGGUCUGGUUUGGCCCACCACACACGGCCACAGAUGGUUUCUUCAAUCACAGGUGAUUGGAUUGAUCCAGAUGAGCCGUGUCAAUCAUCUCACUGGGUGCGCAACAUGAUAUCCCCCGUGCGUUUCUCUGCCGGCCUUGCAACCCUUUGCUCGGCAUCUUCAGAGCCUUCCAGGGUACUGGAUGGCAGUCACCGCAGGAAGAUUAAGAUCGAUCAUAUUCUGGAAAUUGGACCGCAUUCCGUCCUACAGGGCGCUUGCAAAGAUAUCUUGAAGCAGAUGAAUAAGGUCUCAUCUGUCAAGUAUUUGUCUUUGUUGGUACGCAAGAUGUCCGCCGUUGAUACUGCCUUUUCUGUCUUCGGUGAUCUGUAUGCCGCUGGGUAUCCGAUCAAUCUCUCCUUGCUUAAUAUGGACGACCACACCUGCAGGGCUUUGACAGACCUACCGGAGUAUCCCUUCAAUCACGAUAAGUCAUACUGGCAUGAGAGUCGGCUGAGCAAGAACCACCGCCUGCGGAAGUUUGGUCGAAACGAUCUUCUCGGUCUCCCCGAUCUAAACCAGAACCCGCUCGAAGGACGCUGGAGGAAUAUCAUUCGAGUAUCAGAAAUGCCAUGGGUCCAAGACCACAAGAUCAAUGGGACGAUCCUGUACCCAGGCUCCGGAAUGCUGGUCAUGGCCAUCGAAGCAGCUAAGCAGAUGGCAGAUGAAGGAAGACCAGUAUCUGGUUUCAAUGUGCAAGAUGUGUCAUUCCGUGCAGCGAUUCGCAUCCCAUCGAGUGCGCAAGGUAUCGAGACCAGUUUCCACAUGCACCCUGCCAAGAAUAUGGAGUCCAGACGCUCAGGGUGGUUCAACUUCAAGGUUUGCACCCUGGAGAACGAAACAUGGACGGAAAAUUGCACGGGUUCCAUCCAGAUUGUGUACGUCAACAAAGAAGAGGAGAUGGACAAAGCAGUGGAAUUAGAACUCCAGGAAGCCCAGCGACAAGCUUAUGCAACUACCACCGCUGCCUGCAAGUCGAACAUGAGUGGAGAGAAGAUGUACGACACUUUGAAGAGAUCCGGGUAUGGGUAUGGUACAGCAUUCCAGCUGAUCACCGAGUUGUCCCUGAAUAAACCUGGGCGAGAGAUGACAUCUGUUGUGAAAAAGUUCUCGUCUUCCUCGGGAGAGACGAUUCAUCCAACAACACUGGACGCCAUCUUCCAAACAUCAAUCUGGCCAGCAGUUAACUUGGAUACGGAUAUUGUGCCCACUGCUGUGCCAACUCAUGUUGACAGGCUGUGGGUAGAUAGUCAGGCGAUGGAAUCGCAUGAUUUCAAGACAUAUGGCUCAUGUGUGGAGGUCUCACAAUUCCUUGGACCUGCCACCAGCAUUGUGGCACUCGAUCACGGCUUACAGAAAACCUUGGUCUCUGUCCAAGGUUUGCGCAUGAACAUCGUCAGUGAGCCGGAUCUUGCAGGUAUUGACGGAGAGUCUGUGGAUAGUCUCUGUCAUCAACUUUCGUGGAAACCGGACUUGAAGCUCCUGAGUGACGUUGAAAUCGCCCAGCUUUGCAAGACAGAAACAGGCAGUGAUGCUGACCACGAGCGCUUUUGUAAUGAUCUGGACUUCUUGAUCUCAAGAGGGAUCGCAGAGGCGCUCUCUAGCGUGCCAGAGGAAGAAAUCUCGUCGUCGAACCCGCAUUUAAAGAAGUACCGAAACUGGCUAGUCCACCGCCAGAGACUUGUUAACGAAGGAAACCUCGGAGUUGCCACUGACGGAUGGAAAGCCCUCUUCAAUGACGCUGAUUAUGUCCAGGAAGUCGAACAACGCAUUCGCAGAACUAAGCAAGGCUGCCUGUAUGCCUCUGUGGCGCGCAAUCUGCCAAAGUUCUUAUCUGGUGACCUUGACCCCUCAAACUUCCUGAAGGACGAAGGAAAGCUGGACGAAGUGUAUCAUGAGCUGGUCAUUGAAUCCAAUGGCCUCCGUGGGUUGGUCAAAUAUCUUGACCUCUUCUCUCAUGGGCAUCCCCAGAUGAAGAUGCUAGAGAUCAGGGGAGGUGGCGGAGCUGUAACAGAUCUCCUCGUUGAACAUUUGGCGAAAGUCAAAAAUGCUCCUCGCUACGGGCACUUCGACUACACUGAUGCAUCUCCAGACAAUGUUGUGAAAGCCCAAGCAAAGUUUGAGUCGAAAGCAGAAAGAAUGGCAUUCAAGAUCCUGGAUAUCAAGCAAGAUCCAGAAUCUCAGGGCCUUGAAUGUGGCACAUAUGAUAUAGUCGUGGCUUCGCUGAUCUCCCAUGAAGCGUUUUCCGUCAAAACCAUAUUGCAGAAUAUGCGAAAGCUGCUAAAAUCUGGCGGUAAACUCGUUCUGUAUGAUGGGGUUUUACCAGAUGGUCGGUCGACUUUUGUCUUUGGCUUACUCGAGAAGUGGUGGCAGGAUAUGGGAUCACACUGUCAAUCAGGUCGGUGUAUCGAUGAGAGUGAAUGGAAUGAGCUCUUGAGACACACUGGGUAUUCUGGACUGGACAUGUCGCUGCCGGACGUCAGUGGAAAUAUUUCCAGCGAACACGGCUUGAUGAUCUCCACUGUCACUGAAGAGAAGCAUGAGCCCUCCAGUUCGAGUGUUGAAAUCGUGUACGAUCCAGCUCAAGCAGACCAACUUGCUCUAGCACGUUCUAUUGCCAAGCGAUGCGACUUCCUUGGUAGCUCUCCCGCUCAAAUUGUCUCCAUCAAAGACGCGAUUACAACCCAGGCAAACGAUGAGACCCUCCGAGUUUUCAUUAUUGAGCUCGAGCGUCCAGUAUUGACGGUUGUUGAACAAGAGCUGUUUGAACAAAUGCAAGCCGUUCUCUCGACCACAUUGCGCGGACUGUGGAUCACUCAGGGAGGAGGCAUCUCGCCAGCCAAGCCUCAUUUCCGUCUAGCAGAGGGAUUGCUCCGUGUGCUAAUGGAGGAAGACGGACGGCGCAAUUUGCAUCUUCUUUCCCUUGAGCCUAAGGAAGAGUUGACCGAAGCGACGCAGCAAAUCACAAAGCUCGUUCGAUUCCUGACCUCAGGAGCUGCGAAAGAUGUGGAUACAGAGUAUAUCGAGCAAGGGGGGAUACUCCACAUUCCUCGGGUGGUCACCCCCAGUCAGCUUAAUGAGGUCGUGGCACGAAAGGCUAGCAAGCAGCAGAAAACAGUGCAGAAGUUCGACUGCGAGGUUCCCCUACAACUGGAUGCGACUUCUCCAGGCUUAAUCAGCGGGUUCAACUUUAUUGAAGACCCCACUGCAGCCAAGCCACUGGGUGCAAACGAGAUCGAGAUCAAAGUCACGUGUGCAGGAGUAAACUUCCGCGAUGUCUUGAUUGCCGUGGGACAGUUGAAAGCGAGCCACACCGGAUCCGAAUGCUCGGGUGUUGUCAGUCGAGUAGGUAGCGAGGUUUCAAAGUUCCAAGUGGGAGACUCGGUGACUGCCCUCGGAGACGGCUGCUUUGCCUCAUCAGUUCGAGUUCAAGAGAAUGGACCUGUUGUGAAGAUUCCUUCUGGGAUCACUUUUGAAGAAGCAGCGGCCUUACCGGUCAACUAUGCCACCGCAUAUGUUGCGCUGCAUAAUGUGGCACGCAUUCAACCUGGCGAGUCAGUUUUGAUUCACUCAGGUACAGGCGGCACUGGACAAGCGGCGAUUCAGAUUGCAAAGAACGCAGGUGCCAUUGUCUUUGCGACUGUCGGCUCCCAGAGCAAGAAGCAAUUCCUGAUGGAUACUUAUCACAUCCCCGAGACUCACAUAUUUUCUAGCCGCACGACUUUGUUCGCACAGGCUAUCAAGCACCGUACUGGAAACAAGGGUGUUGAUGUUAUCCUGAACUCGCUGGCCGGAGAGAGCCUGUUAGCAUCCUGGGAAUGCAUCGCACCCUAUGGUAGAUUCCUCGAGAUCGGUAAGAGAGAUAUCUUGUCAAAUCAAGGACUCCCAAUGGCGCAGUUCCUCCGAAAUGUCACCUAUAGUGGCGUUGAUCUUGCCGCAAUGUCAAUUGAGCGGCCUGAAGUCUGUGCCGCUGCUCUCGAAAAGGUCUUCGCGUCCGUGCAGGAAGGCAAAUUGCACCCAUCGCAGCCUAUUCAUCAACAUGGAGUAGGUGAGAUUGAGAAAGCAUUCCGUAUACUGCAAGGCGGCCAGCACGUGGGUAAAAUGGUGCUCGAAAUGCGCCCGGAAGACCAGGUGACAACCAUAUUGAAUACAACAACAAGCUAUUCCUUAGAUCCCAAUGCGACAUUUGUCGUUUGCGGUGGAUCAGGUGGACUGGGAAGCAAUAUUGUCAGUUGGUUUGCGGAUCGUGGUGCUCGCCAUCUCCUGCUUUUGUCGCGUUCAGGUGGCCAAGGCGAGAAGACUCGCGCUCUUAUCAAUCGUCUGGCGGAACGAGGUGUGAAAGUGAUGGCUCCAGCAUGCGAUGUGUCGGACGAAGGAGCAUUGCAAAAUGCCCUGAAGAAAUGUGCGUCCGAGAUGCCUCCCAUCAAAGGAUGCAUCCAAGCGGCCAUGGUGUUGCGCGAUGCUCUCUUUGAAAACAUCACUCAUCAGUCGUGGCACGAGUCACUUUCACCUAAAGUCCAAGGCUCCUGGAAUCUUCAUCAACACCUUCCGCGAGGAAUGGACUUUUUCAUCAUGCUAUCGUCUAUUUCCGGCCUCGCUGGAACAACAGGCCAGGCUAAUUACGCAGCAGGAAAUACCUUUCAAGACGCGCUUGCUCGUUAUCGCGUUAGGCUCGGCGAGAAAGCAACCGCUUUCGAUCUUGGAGUAUUCACAUUCGCUGGAGCCGUUUCCGAGGACGCCCAAUUGCGUGAAAAGCUGAUUGCCAACAUGAGCUUGGAACCUGUGACUGAACCCCAAUUCCAUGCCAUGCUGGACUAUUACUGUGAUCCCAAGGCCGGCCUUCAGAAUAUCUCAGAUUGCCAGGUCACAAUAGGUCUGUCUCCGAACACAGCGCAGGCGACAUGGCUGAAGAGGCCGAUGUUCCGGCAGGUGGCAGCUCACGAAGUAGUUGGUGGUGAUCAUGGCACACCUGACUCUGUUGCUGCAUCUCUUCGCCAGGCCGAGUCUUUGCCUGCUGCUACUGCGUUGGUCACGGAAGCCAUCGCUUCGAAGCUCUCCAAGGCUCUUUCAAUCUCUGUCACAAAUAUUGAUGCCAACAAACCUUUGCAUCAGUAUGGAGUAGACUCUCUUGUUGCAGUGGAACUGCGGAGCUGGUUCGUCAGGGAACUACAAUCCGAGAUGGCGGUAUUUGAUAUCUUGGGAGGUGCGACGUUGACUUCAGUGGCCCAGAUGGCCACGAGUAAGAGCAAGUUGUGCGGAUCUUGGUCUUGA
Molecule: messenger RNA, 7662 nt
Organism: Penicillium nucicola
Lineage: Eukaryota; Fungi; Ascomycota; Eurotiomycetes; Eurotiales; Aspergillaceae
Product: type I polyketide synthase
Exons: 15
Coding region: 1-7662 (2553 amino acids)
Biological process (GO): secondary metabolite biosynthetic process; fatty acid biosynthetic process
Molecular function (GO): oxidoreductase activity; fatty acid synthase activity; 3-oxoacyl-[acyl-carrier-protein] synthase activity
Source: RefSeq, a predicted model, not a curated record